This is a messenger RNA of Cololabis saira (Pacific saury), 2330 nucleotides long. Its product is annotated as aspartate aminotransferase, cytoplasmic-like. The coding region runs from base 132 to 1364 and encodes 410 amino acids. The record is from RefSeq and is a predicted model, not a curated record. NCBI's taxonomy places the organism in Eukaryota, Metazoa, Chordata, Actinopteri, Beloniformes, Belonidae. The transcript is spliced from 9 exons. Gene Ontology annotation, cellular component: cytosol. Gene Ontology annotation, biological process: L-aspartate biosynthetic process. Gene Ontology annotation, molecular function: L-aspartate:2-oxoglutarate transaminase activity; pyridoxal phosphate binding.
UUGGUGUGUUUUCCAGCCCUGCAGAGCGAUUGAAGGUGAAGCUGCUCUCCUGUUCUCCUGCCGACACCAGCACCAGCCCGUCCCGGACCAGACCAGACCAGCACCCACCCAGCCAGCCUCUCCGCUCCAACAUGUCCCUGUUCAGCGAGGUCCCGCAGGCCCCGCCGGUGGCCGUGUUCAAACUGACCGCAGACUUCAGGGAGGACGGAGACGCUCACAAGGUGAACCUGGGGGUCGGAGCUUACCGCACUGACGACUGCCAGCCCUGGGUGCUGCCGGUUGUGAAGAAGGUGGAGCGUCUGAUUGUAGAUGAUGAGAGCCUGAACCACGAGUACCUGCCCAUCCUGGGCCUGCCAGAGUUCCGCUCUGCUGCUUCUAAGGUCGCUCUGGGAGACGACAGCCCUGCCAUCAAGGAGAACAGGGUGGGAGCGUGCCAGGCCCUGGGGGGCACGGGAGCGCUGAGGAUCGGCUCAGCGUUCCUGAGGAAGUGGUACAACGGCGUCAACAACGCAGCCACGCCCGUCUACGUCUCAGCACCUACUUGGGAGAACCACAAUGGUGUGUUUGCUGAUGCUGGCUUCCAGGACAUCCGCCCAUACCACUACUGGGAUGCUGCUAAGAGAGGCCUGGACCUCACCGGGCUCCUGGACGACCUGGAGAAAGCUCCAGAACACUCCAUCUUCGUCCUGCAUGCUUGUGCCCACAACCCCACGGGCACCGACCCCACCCAGGAGGAGUGGAAGAAAAUCUCCGAGGUCAUGAAGAGGAGGAAGCUGUUUGCCUUCUUUGAUUCAGCGUACCAGGGCUUUGCUUCUGGAAGCCUGGACAAAGACGCCUGGGCCAUCCGCUUCUUCAUCUCCGAGGGUUUUGAACUCUUCGUUGCUCAGUCCUUCUCCAAAAACUUUGGCCUGUAUAAUGAGAGAGUGGGGAACCUGACAGUGGUUGCCAAGGACAACGAGAACCUGACCCGCAUCCUGUCCCAGAUGGAGAAGAUUGUGAGGGUGACCUGGUCCAACCCCCCGUCUCAGGGAGCACGCGUUGUCAGCAAGACCCUCAACUGUCCCGAGCUGUUUGCAGAAUGGAAGGGUAACGUGAAGACCAUGGCCGACCGGGUUCUGCUGAUGCGGGACCAGCUGAGGAGCAAGCUGGAAGCUCUGGGCACCCCCGGGACCUGGAACCACAUCACCCAGCAGAUCGGGAUGUUCAGCUUCACCGGCCUGAACCCCAAACAGGUGGAGUUCAUGAUCAAGGAGAAGCACGUGUACCUGAUGGCCAGCGGCCGCAUCAACAUGUGCGGCCUGACCAGCAAGAACAUCGACUACGUCGCCCAGUCCAUCCACGAGGCCGUCACCAAAGUCCAGUAAAGGCGUGUCCGCCCACACAGUCCUGCCUUCUGUCUGCCAUAGGAAGUACCGCCGUGUCUGCACCGCCGUGUCUGCCCCCCCCCCCCCCUGCUCGUCCUCUCCUCCGGUUGGUUCAACUGCAACACCGUUUGUUCCCAGCUGAACCAACGGGAGGACAGAUGUGUUCUCAUGUGAAAGUGUAAUGAUUAUCAGAAGACACUUGAAAGCACAACUCCAGGUCUCACUGUUCCCACAGCUCCACAAAUGAAUGUUUAGAAAGGUAAAUGUCGUUAGGUGAAUUAUCUCUGGUCACACAAGCUCACAUACGUUUUAGUCCCAGAGCAGACGAUGGGUUAGUCAGGGAGAGUUUUAAUGAAAUCAUCAUGCUUUCUCUAAAAGUAUAUUAUUGAGCAAAUGCAAGACGGGUAAGUUCAUGUAAAUAGGUGUCAUCACAUUGGAGGUCUUACUGUUAUCUGCGUAUGCACUAAAUUCUAACUGUAUUUCAGUUAUAAAACUAAAAAACCACGAAGAAGAAUAUUGGUUUCAUCCACUAGGACUUACAAAAGAGAAACUGUUUUAACCUGUACUGCCGGUACCGUUUAAUUCUAGUGAAGACGACUGAAACGCAUAGGACUUUGUCACGUGGAGGUUGAGAGUUGAACAGUUCUGCUCUCCGUCGUGAUCAGGUUGCAGUCGUGCACGUGCCUCAUGUUGAAGGAUUUGCCUCAUCAGGCUUCAGUUGGUCUAGUAAUGAGUUAAUAAAUUCACUGUUUUGUGCCAUCUCUGUACACAAGUCUUUUGUUUCCUUCCACCCUGCAGUGCCCUUGUUGUUUUACAGAAACUCACUUACUGUAAGGACCCAGUCUGACGAGACCUCCAGCCUGUCUUUAGCCACGCAGCUGCAGCCCCACGUUGUGCUGUUGUCUGUACUGGAAUACUGUAAUAUGUACGUUCAUGCUGGAAUAAAUUAUGAACCACACAAACCAA